This is a messenger RNA of Rubroshorea leprosula, 1925 nucleotides long. The record is from the annotation of a GenBank genome assembly. Lineage: Eukaryota; Viridiplantae; Streptophyta; Magnoliopsida; Malvales; Dipterocarpaceae.
UUCUGUUUGUUUCCUGAGAAAUAGUGCUGGACCUGACCAUGUUGUUUACUAGUCAUUUUUCAUCCUUUUUUCCGACCAGCCAAGCUUGGGCAAAUGCCAGCCGAGAAAAUAUUCGGACUAGAUGAAGGGAAAGAAAACUGGGUCUCGGUGUGGUGUGAUUCUAUGACCAGAGGAGAUUCAUGGCGUUUCUUCGUAGGAAAAUUCAACCCUUCUUCUCCACCUUCCUCAACCCAACUCCCAAAUUUCCCGUUCCGAAAUUCCUCCAUUCUCGCGCGCAAUCAAGCAACGAAAUUCUCAUCGAUGCCAUAUCUGAUUCAUUCAAGAAAGAUCAUACCUGGGACACCCUCACCAGAAAAUUCAUUUCCCUUCAAUUAAACCACUCCCUCGCCGAACAAGUUCUCCUCCGACUCCAGCAACCGCCCCACGCGAGAUCUGCCCUCAACUUCUUCUAUUGGUCAGCGAAGACUAAAAACCUCCACCACCACCUCUCAUCCUACUGCAUCAUGAUCCAUAUUCUAGUUCGUGCCCAACAACUCGCCGACGCUAAAAUAAUGCUGGAAUCAGUUUUGAAGAAGAACGAGACUGAUAUCCCCAAACUCUCCGUUGUCGAAUCAUUGCUGGAUAGUUUCAAGGUUGUCCCUUCGAGUCCUUUGGUGUUUGAUCUGCUGGUUCAAGCUUAUGCCAAGUUGAGGAUGUUGGAGGGUGGUUUCGAGGUUUGCUGCUACUUGGAGGAACAUGGGUUUUCUUUGAGUUUGAAAAGCUAUAAUCUUUUGCUUCAUGUUGUGCAGAAAGCAGGAGUGAAUUGUUUGGUUUGGAGGAUUUAUGAACAUAUGAUUGAGAAGAGAAAGUACCCAAAUGAAGAUAGUACCCAAACUAUGAUCAGUGCUCUGUGCAAGGAAGGGAAGUUGCAGGUGUAUGUGGAUUUGGUAUAUAGGAUUCAUGGCAAGAGAUGCUCCCCUACCGUAAUUGUUAAUGCCAGUUUAAUGUUUAGGGUUAUUGAAGAGUGUAGAAUUGAAGAAAGUGUGGGGUUGUUGAGGAGGAUGUUGCAGAAGAAUUUGAUUCUCGACACCAUUGGUUAUUCUCUGGUUGUUCAUGCUAAGUUGCAGCUUGGGGAUCUGGAGUCUGCAUGGCAAGUGUUCGAAGAAAUGCUUAAGAGAGGAUUUAGCCCCAAUUCAUUUGUAUAUACUUCAUUUAUAGGAGCAUAUUGUAGGCAAAGAAGAAUUCAAGAAGUAGACAGAUUGCUUCAAGAAAUGGAAAACUUGGGCUUGAAGCCAUAUGAUGAAACUUUUAAUCAUCUUAUUGAGGGCUGUGCUAAAGCGGGAGAAAUGAGGGAAAGUGCAAGCCAUUGUGAGGAAAUGAUUAGAAGGGGACUUGUUCCUAGUUGUUGCUCCUUCAACGAGAUGGUGAGAGGGCUUAGUGAAACUGGAGAUUCAAAGAAAGCCAAUGAUUUGUUCACACUUGUUUUAGAUAAGGGGUUCUCACCAAAUGAGAUCACGUACUCUUUUCUUAUUGCGGGAUUUGGAAAAGAAGGUGACAUUCAAGAAGUACUCAAGCUAUACCAUGAAAUGGAGUACAGAUCGAUUUCUCCAGGAUUACUACUUUUUGAAUCCUUGAUCAAAAGCCUUUGUCAAUGUGGGAAACUAGGGGAAGCAGAGAAGUUUUUCAAACUCAUGAAAGAACGUUCUUUAACCCCAAGUGAGGAUAUCUACGAGGCAUUAAUCACCAGCUACUGUGGAAUGGGUGAUCAAACUAGACUCUCUCUCCUUUACAAUGAGAUGGCCAUAAGGGGAUUCAAACCCACAACGUUAUUUUCUUGUGAUACUAGUACAAAGAGUGCCAAAGUCUAGUUCUUCUGUAAACCGCUCAUCCAGGAUUAUUUUCUGGAAUCAGUCUGUUUUAAAUUUACACAACUUUAAAUUUUUAUC